Messenger RNA from Thyridium curvatum, 585 nucleotides. RefSeq lists its product as uncharacterized. NCBI's taxonomy places the organism in Eukaryota, Fungi, Ascomycota, Sordariomycetes, Thyridiales, Thyridiaceae. Gene Ontology annotation, cellular component: fungal-type vacuole membrane. The record is from RefSeq and is a predicted model, not a curated record. The coding region runs from base 1 to 585 and encodes 194 amino acids. The transcript has a single exon.
AUGACCCGCAUCAACUACUUCGUCGCCACCAUCCGCCCGCAGUACGAGGCCAUCUUCCACUCCCGCGCCAAGGCCAUCCGGAUCAACAACUUCUUCGACCUCGCCCUGCCGCUGGGCGGCAUCCUCUCCAUCCCCUUCAUCGGCACCGUCCUCGACCGCUUCUCCACCCUGGCCGUCCUCUGCACGCUCGUCACCGUCGCCACCGCCAUCGGCGUCCUCGGCGUCCUGCCCUACAUGUGGGCCGCCUACGCCAACGUCGCGCUCUUCGUGCUCUACCGCCCCUUCUACUACACCGCCGUGUCCGACUACACCGCCAAGGUCUUCGGCUUCCGCACCUUCGGCACCGUCUACGGCACCAUCAUCUGCCUGUCGGGCCUGCUCAACUUCUCGCAGUCGGGCCUCGACUUUUUGUUCCACGAGACCUUCCGCGGCGACCCGAGGCCGGUCAACGUCGGCCUCAUGGCCGUCGGGCUCGCGGUGGGCGUCGUGCUGGUCAUGUACGUGGGCAUCCGGAGCAGGGCCAUCCGGCGGGCGCUGCUGGAGCGCGAGGCGGAGCACGCUUUUGCCAUCCGGGGUGGAGAAUGA